Molecule: messenger RNA, 2390 nt
Organism: Schistocerca americana (American grasshopper)
Lineage: Eukaryota; Metazoa; Arthropoda; Insecta; Orthoptera; Acrididae
Product: inter-alpha-trypsin inhibitor heavy chain H4-like
Exons: 13
Coding region: 2-2026 (674 amino acids)
Source: RefSeq, a predicted model, not a curated record
AAUGGGGGCAGCGGCGGACACGUUGUGCGCAGCGCUUCUGCUGGCUGUCUGCCUACACGUGCAGGGGUUUCGUCGACCCGAUGUGUACAGCGUACGCGUCUUCGCCGAGGUUCGCAACCGGUACGCCAAGACGCUGAUGACCACCAGAGUGGCCAACCCAGCGCGGCGCGCGCAAGAGAUAACCUUUGACGCCGUUCUGCCAGACAAGGCCUUCAUCUCUGGCUUCGUCAUUGAGAUGGACGGCAAAGCCUACCACGCGUACGUGAAGGGCAAAGAGGAGGCUCGCAGAGAGUACCAUGAGGCGGUGGCGCAGGGUCGCGGAGCAGCACACGUGGCCGUCAGUGCACGAGACUCUAACGUGGUGCAAGUGUCUGUGAAUGUGGAGGCCCAAACAAAGGUGACCUUUAACCUGACGUACGAGCAGCUGUUGGAGCGGGAGGCGGGCGCCUACCACUUGCGCAUCAACCUCAACCCUGGACAGGUGGUGAGGGACCUGUCAGUGGAGGUGCGCGUGGAGGAACAGGCUCCCCUGCGGCUGGUGCAAGUACCCCGCAUGCGGAGUGACAACGAGAUCACGGACGAGCCGGACGAUACCACGGACCCCCUGGCGCGCAUCGAGCGACCCACGCUGUCCAGCGCCAUCGUGCGCUGGUCGUCCACCGAGGAGGAGCAGCGGCAGCGGGGCGAGGAGGGCGUCUCCGGCCAGCUGGUGGUGCGCUACGACGUGGACCGCGAUGCCAGCCCCAGCCAGAUACUCGUGAGCGAGGACGGCUACUUCGUGCACUUUUACGCGCCUCCCGGCCUGCCGCCGCUGCCCAAACACGUCAUCUUCGUGCUCGACGUCAGCGGCUCCAUGCACGGCCGCAAGCUUGAACAGCUCAAGACGGCCAUGCACACCAUCCUGGACGAGCUCAACGAGGGUGACACCUUCUCCUUGAUCCCGUUCGCUUCUGAAGUAAAGGUGUGGCAACCUGACGAACCACUGAUAUUCACCUACUUGCGGGAAGAGCGGCUUAAUCGUGAAUCCAUAAAGAACGGCGUUGUCCCUGCCACUAGAGAGAACAUUGCCAAGGCCAAGAGGAGCGUGGACUCGUUCGAAGCAAUUGGAGUAACGUACAUGUACGAGGCGCUUGAGACGGCGCUGCUCGUGUCGAAGGCGGCGCUGCUGUCGGAGAGGCGCAGCAACGCGCCUAUGGUGGUGUUGCUGACGGACGGAGAGCCCAACGGCGGCAUCAGCAACACCGACGAGAUCGUGCGCCUCGUAACCGAGCGCAACCGCGAGACGGCGGCCGCCCUGUUCACGCUGGCCUUCGGCUCGGGCGCCGACUACGGCUUCCUGCGCCGCCUCGCGUUGCGCAACGGCGGUAUCGGAAAGAAGAUCUACGAGGCGGGGGACGCGCACCUGCAGCUGCGCAACUUCUACCGCCAGAUCGCCUCACCGUUACUUGCCGGAGUUACAUUCAAAUACGACUACGACAAGGUGGACGAGGCGUCGGUGACGACAGCGAGCUUCAAGUCGCUGUACCGCGGGGGCGAGCUGGUGGUGGCGGGGCGGCUGUUCGACGACGGGCGGAGCCCCGGCGCGGUGGGCCCCUGGUACCGGGUGGACAGCAGCUCCGGCAACGCCAGCGUCGCCGAGGCGUCGGUGGCGGCCGCGCCGUCCGCGGAGCGCCUCUGGGCAUACCUCAGGGUGCGCCAGCUGCUGGACCAAAAUGCCGCCAGCCCCGACCAGGCCGUCCGAGAAGAGGCCAAGCGGAUCGCUCUCCAGUACUCUUUCGUGACGGAAGUGACGUCGCUGGUGGUUGUCAAGCCCAAUGAAACGUCCAUAUCCGACCUGGAAUCGCCACCUCUCUCUCCAGGCGUAGCAUAUACGCCGGACGUGUUCCAAGCGGACGACGGUCGGGUGACACUGUGGGCAGGGCCGUUGAACUUUGACCAUUCGUCGGUGCCACUCCACUCGGCGCCGAAGUGGCUGCAAGCAGUUUCCAUGGUUGUUGCAGUCCUAAUUGUGUUCGUGUUUAACUAAGAUGAUGUAGUUUGUAAGCACCCUGGCGAAGGAGGUAACCAUCCACACACCAGCACUGACUGCAAUGGGAAUUUGCAACAAGUAGCUGCAACGUGAAGUAUAGCAAGUGCCUUCCGUGGUACAUCAGCCUGCCUGUGUGUUCGCACUGCUUACUGAUGAAUCAACAAAGUAUCAGCAUUAUAGUUAACGUUACAUACAAUUAGUCAUGCUCAUAAUCAAACAUAUUCUUAUUGUGUAAAGUAAACCCGACUGUCUUUCUUCAUAAACCGCAGAGGAAAGUGUAAGUCUCAGUACAUGUCCUGGAUACUGCUAAUUCUUCAGUUACGGAGUUAUAUGGUAAAUAAAGUUCUGUGUUGAACUCUUU